Molecule: messenger RNA, 2585 nt
Organism: Caretta caretta (loggerhead turtle)
Lineage: Eukaryota; Metazoa; Chordata; Testudines; Cheloniidae
Gene: ANKRD61
Product: ankyrin repeat domain 61
Biological process (GO): positive regulation of transcription by RNA polymerase II
Cellular component (GO): nucleus
Molecular function (GO): transcription cis-regulatory region binding; protein binding
Source: RefSeq, a predicted model, not a curated record
CUGGGCUACAAAAAUAGACUGUAUCAAUCUCUUACUUUAAAAAAAAUGUUUUUUUUAGUAUUCUGAAGUAACGUUUCUCUAUUUAAGUUCCACAAAUUGUAAUAUUCCUUCUAGUCUUCAGGAUGAUAAAACCGAACAACACCUAUAAUAGUUAAUUACUAAUUAUUUAACAUCUGCAUUAACGACCUAGUAAAAGAGAGCAAAAAUGAAAUUCACAGGUGGUGUUAUAUCAGAUGAUGAUGCAAACACCAGUGGAGGCAGACAUAGAACACCAGAGGCUCUAGAGAGAAAAGAAACAUGGGCAAAGAAUAACAAAACAAGAAUUAACAUUGGAAAAAAUACAAGCUUACAGACUUGAGGGGAAAUAAUAUUAAACUGAUCUUUAACAGGAGGGGGAAACCUGACAAAGAGAGAUCUAGCAUGAUAGUGCACAGCAAAUUUAGACCAUUUAAUGUAUGAUAUGGCAGCAAACAAAAAAAAAAUGUGGACUCUCUAUACUGAAGCAUAACAUAACAGUUCCUCUUCUCCAAACGGCUCUAGUGACCACAUCUCCAAUAGGACAUUCAAUUCUGGGUAACUCAUUAUCAGAAAUACACUGAUAAAUUGCAAAGAGUCUAGCAAAGAGCACAAGGGAUUAGGAGGCAGAAAGUAUUGAUAUAUGAAGAAAGAUUAAAAUAUCUUAAUAUGUUAAAUUUAAAUUUGGCUAUAUGACCAUUAAGAUAGAAAAUGUUAAAAAAAAAUUAAAAUACCUGCAAACUAAACCAAGAAAGGAGAAUUAUUAAAUGAACUAUACAAAAUAAUCCUGCCCUGGUUGGGGUGAGGGGGUGGAGCCGUGAAUGAUUUAAUGCAUUGUCCACAUUUAUUAUCUUGAUUAUUUUAUAGCAACUCUAAAAUGUUACACAAGCACUGAGGGAAUGUUAUAUACUUAAAAAUACAUCACAAUAAUUAUGUCCGACAAACAUAUGAAGCAGACAAAUAUCAAUUAGUAUUCUGCUGGUAGUUGUAACUUUAAAACCAGACUUCAAAUCUGUUCUAGAACCAGACAUCUUGCAACAUCACAAAGAGUGAUACAGUUCCCAUGGCAGAGUCCAAAAUUCUGCCUUUUCUUUGGGCCAUGUAUUCUCACUACAAACUAAAUUUAUCUUACCAUGGGUAACAUAACCAAGGGAGCCAGCACACCCACAACUGACUCUGAUCCUUUCACUUACUCCCUUUCUUCCUGUAGGCGGAAGGGAUUUAAGCCACUCCAAGCAAAACUAUAUGAAGCAAUAAUGAAAGAUGACAGCACCAACAUUAAAGCUUUACUAGCACACCAACCUGUCAAUGAACCACUGAUUGUUUGGGAUAACUCUAAGUGCAGAAGAACACUGUCAAUCCAGGAUCAGUCUAUUCUUCCAAUUCACUUAGCUGCCAAACACAGAAGAGAAAAGAGCUUGCGUUGUUUGCUGGAAUCUGGUGCUGACCCAAAAAUAAGAGAUAACAGAGGUUACACAGCACUUCACCUGCUACUACUACACUGGCCAAAUAUUUAUAUAACUGGGACAGACAUCUUGACCAGACUUCAGAGAAACCUGGCAAUUACACAGAGUAAUGCAGAAGAAUGUCUUCGUAUCUUGUGUGAGAAGGGAGUUCAAACAGACCCUGAAAUGGAUAGUAACUACAAACACAGCUCCUUGCAUUUAGCCUUACACUCUGGAGCCUCUCGAGCUAUAUCUAUUCUAAUUGAGAAUGGUGCCAACAUAGAUGACAGAGAUGAGUUUGGCAAGACAGUGCUUCACACUGCUGCAGAGCAUUUGAACAAGGAGGUAACAGAAACUUUAAUCACCUGUGGAGCAAACAUUAAUUGUACUCUUCCAACUUAUGGAAAAACUGCUCUUCAGCUUGCAGUAUGCACUGCAUCAUCUAAAGCAGGCACAGUUUUAGCUGCUGAUAUAGAUUGCAUCCGUUUACUGUUAAUUAAUGGAGCGAAAGUAAAUACUCAAGAUUGUGAAGGACGAGCAGCUAUUCAUGAUGCUUGCUUGGGAGGAAGAAAAGAAAUAGUUGAUCUCCUCGUAGAUUACCAUGCAGAUGUUAACAUUUUAACAAGACAAGGGCAAUCUCCCCUUUUUCUGUUUCUUCAACACAGGUCAAAUCUAAGAUGUAUAUCACUGUUAAAUAAGUUGUUAAACCUCUCAUACCCAUUGAAGCUAACCAAUUAUCAAGGAGAUCUACCCACUGGACUUCUGCUCCGAGAAUUUCAAAUACAAAGAGACUUUCUCAUAAGAUUAUCACAAAACAUGUUGUCUCUGCAGGACAUCUGCAAAAUCACUGUCAGAAGAAUAUAUGGGGAAAAAAACAAACAAUGCUUGAAAAAACAACUUCCCGUAACUGUGUGGAAUACUGUAUACAACUACCAGGACUACUCACAACUUUGGUAAAUAAAUCUCAUGACUUAAACAGUCACAAAGAUAAAUGAUUCUGGAAGAUUUGAUUAAUGUGUGUGACAUAUGCAGUGACACACACCUACAUGAGAAAGUGAAUUGAGAAGCUGCUGAUCCUGAAACUGUGUAAUGAAAAAUUAAACAUGAAUCAGGGAUGCAUAUUAA